Messenger RNA from Emiliania huxleyi CCMP1516, 1195 nucleotides. RefSeq lists its product as hypothetical. The coding region runs from base 1 to 975 and encodes 324 amino acids. Lineage: Eukaryota; Haptophyta; Isochrysidales; Noelaerhabdaceae. The transcript is spliced from 5 exons. The record is from RefSeq and is a predicted model, not a curated record.
AUGAUCGCCUUAACCGCCAUCGCGGCGGCCGCCUCCUUUGGCCGCCCUCGACUGCUACCGCAUGCGGCUCGGGCGUGCGUGGCGAGGCACCGCGCUGCGGCGAUGGAGGAGGCGGCGGCAGACUGGAGCUUCUUGGACGCAGCAUACCUGAUCACGUGCCCUGACGACGACGGGAGCAACCCGAGGCUAGACCGCGUACUGCCGCUGCUGCGCCAGGUCGGGCUGGGAGACCUGGUCGAGGUUCGCAGCUUUGAGCGCGACGACGCUGACCGAAUCCGCGGCUGCUACUCGAGCCACAUCUCGGUGCUGCAGGAGGCGCAGCGGCGGGUGGAGGGGAAGCGGGAGUGCAAUAUCCUCGUGCUCGAGGACAACAUCGACGUCUCGCCGCGCCUCUCGAGCGACACGCUCGCCGCAGUCCGCGAGUACGUCACGGACCCCGCUGCCGGCGACGGUGAGGAGCCUCGUGCAGCCCUUCUCGGAGCCUCCCUGCAGGUGGAGCGAACGAGCGGCGCGAGGGAGCGGAUCGUGCGGCUGCUGUGCACGCCCGACUCCGUGCUCGGUACCACCGCCUACCUCGUGACUCGCUCCGGCCUCGACGCGCUGCUGGCGGAGCACGCGCGGCACGGCAUCAAGUCGCUGGUCAACGCCCAGCUCGACAACUUGCGGGCGAUCCUCUUCCUGCCGACCUUCUACACGGCGUGGGAGCGGUUGCUCGUCGGGUCGGGGCUCAGCACGAGUGUGCUCUUCCCCGCCCUCGUCGGCUCCUUCGCCGUCACCGCCGUCGCCUCCACCGGCAGCCUCGUCUCGGCGCUGCUCGCUGAGGCGCGCGGCGAGGACGUCAAUUUGCUGCUGCCUGCCGCCAGCGCUCUCAUCGCCAUCCCUUCGCUGAUCGUCAUCUUUUACGGACUCGCGCUCGCGCCAAAGCCGCAGACCGCCGCCGCGCCGCGCGAGUCGCUCUCGGAGGGGAGACCAUGAGGAGGCAGCGGGCGGCGGCUGUGAGUCUCUGCUCGUCUCUCGAAACUCCGCCUGCGGAGGCUGCCAGACACCGUCUUGAGUGUCUCUGCGCCGUCGAUUUCGACAGUACACACUCCUGACCGGCCCUCGCGGGUUGCCGAGGCGCGAGAGGGAGGGCCAUACCCCGGAAUCGGAGCGCCUCCGCGUCUGUCGUCUUUCGCGUUACGCGUACUCUAGUACA